Messenger RNA from Aspergillus mulundensis, 2250 nucleotides. Its product is annotated as J domain-containing protein. The coding region runs from base 1 to 2250 and encodes 749 amino acids. The transcript has 4 exons. NCBI's taxonomy places the organism in Eukaryota, Fungi, Ascomycota, Eurotiomycetes, Eurotiales, Aspergillaceae. The record is from RefSeq and is a predicted model, not a curated record. Gene Ontology annotation, biological process: cristae formation.
AUGAAUCAUACCAGCGGACGCACAGCCUCCGAUGGCGCCGAUAACGACGCCAACGAUGCAGAAGCGUAUUCCCUCCUGAUGGCAUAUCCCGAAGAGUCUGACUACUACGCCCUCCUCGGUCUCCCCCGCGACCCUCCCCCCACAGAUGGUGCGAUCCGGUCGGCAUACCGGACGCUCACGUUAAGCUUCCACCCGGACAAACAACCGUCGGAACUGCGCGACGUGGCUGAGCAGCAAUUCAAGCGCAUUCAGGACGCGUACGAAUCCCUUAUAGACCCGCAGAAAAGAGUCGUGUAUGAUCUGUUAGGCGCAGAGGGAGUGCGCAGGGAAUGGGGUUUACGGGGAUCAAUGGGACGAGGCGGCGAACUGGAAAGGCAGGGGAAGCAGGCUCAGGUUGGGGUCAGGGCGAUGAAGUCGGACGAGUUCCGGGAUUGGUUCCUUGAAAUGAUGAAGAGGAGAGAGAGGACAGUGCUUAAUUCUAUGGUUAAGAGUAAGGGAUCUUUGGUUGUGGGCGUCAAAGCUACGGAUAUGAUUACCGUGAACAAGGACGGCGACGAAGUAUACCUAGAAAUGCCUUCGCCGAAACUGUCAAAUUUUGCUGUGCGGUACUCCUUUGUGACGCCGUUCCCGUCGCUCCAGACUGUUUUUGGGGAGGAUGAGAAAGAGGAUGAUGAGAUGGAGAACGGGGAAGAGGCAGGGAAAGCAGAUAAAGCUACUGGCAGGCCCGAAUUGGAGAUAUAUGCUGGUGUCGCGGGGGGUUUCCAGCGCCUCUUCAAUCAGGUCGAAUUUGAAUACGAAGAUGGCGAGACUGAAAUGCGAAACAAUAUCACCCUCGGGGCCAGCACCGACCGAGUAAUUACCGACCGAAACCCCAAGGGCCUCCUCAGAAGAUGGCCAUUUUCAUAUUUUCAGAAUACGCUCGUCUCCGUUGGUGCUACUGCCCUGCCAGAAACCACGUUACAAGCAAACGUGACCAAAAGCAUCGUCGUUACGCCUGGGACGAAGCCUUUCAACGUGGUUCUUGGGACUACCUUCAGUCGCUCAAUUUUCGAAGCUCCACCGAUGCUCAACUUGCAAGUGACUAAAAGUAUUGGCCAGAAAAAGACUGCGUUCUGUAGCUGGUCCAGCGGAUACCUUGAUUGGCCUCUUGUGAUUCAAACAUUGUUCUUACCUUUUGUUGGGGAGGAUGUCUUUCUUGAGCAUCAGGAAGUAAGCCAGCUCCAAGUCGGAAUUGCCUCUCAAUCACCGAAGCUUUCGCCUGCCUUUGUUGAAGAUGAUGAAGAAGACGUCGCGCGGUCUUCCGAAGACGAAGAGGAGGACGAAUACGAGGUAAUCCGCGCAAGGAAGCGCGAAGAAGAAAAAGCCGCGGAGGCUUGGACUGUUGCCAUCAGUUCGUCACCAGUCACGAACGGCAUUAUUCUCAAAUAUUCUCGGAACAUCUUCUCCGGAUCAGCGGCCACUGAUGCUCUCUCCCAAUGGAGCUCUGAAAAGCACUAUGCGUUGCCGCCAGCCAACGAGCCGCGGUCUGUGCGGCUCGAUGUCAAUGCUACCGUCUCUAUGAACUUAUCGCUCGGCUGGAGUAUCCACGGUUCUCGCCAGGUCAGUGAACUGACCCGCAUGGGAUUCGGGGUUAGCAUUCAAUCUCGGGGUCUCAUCUUGUCCCUAUCAUGGGCCAGACUAGGGCAGAGGAUCAGACUUCCGAUUGUGAUUUGUGCUAUGGAUAAUGUCACAGCAGACUCUGCUACCCUGGUCGUUCUUCUGCCAUGGCUAACAUAUUGCGCGGUCGAGUUUGGGUUCAUUCGACCCAGAGAAAGGCGCAAUCGCCGAAAGCUGAUUGCCAAGCGGCAGAAGAAGCUGAGGCAGCAAAUUCCCCGGAAGAGGUUGGAAAGCGCACAGGCCAUUGAGAUCAUGGCCGACCAAGUGCGACGACGGCAGGACAAGGAGUACAGCCGAGGGGGUCUGGUCAUCACCAAGGCAGAAUAUGGCCACUAUCUUUCAAAACGGAAUGCUGACACGGAGCCCGCAGUGACUGAUGUCACUAUUCCGGUAGCCGCGCUGGUGGACCAUGGCCAGCUCAAUAUAUCCAAGAAAACAGCCAAGUUCCACAUUCUUGGAUUUCACGACCCGGCCCCUCUACAGCAGAAGACGUUGAAGAUAUGGUACCAGUACCACGGAAAGGAACAUUACGUCGAGGCGAACGACGCAGAAGGCGUAAAUUGCCCUAUGCGGUCUCAUCUAGUUGCUGCUUGA